Henningerozyma blattae CBS 6284 is the source of this 2031-nucleotide messenger RNA. RefSeq lists its product as uncharacterized. The record is from RefSeq and is a predicted model, not a curated record. NCBI's taxonomy places the organism in Eukaryota, Fungi, Ascomycota, Saccharomycetes, Saccharomycetales, Saccharomycetaceae. The coding region runs from base 1 to 2031 and encodes 676 amino acids. The transcript has a single exon. Gene Ontology annotation, molecular function: protein binding.
AUGCUACUACCUGAAACCUUUCUGAAAGAACUAGACCCUAAUCAUACUGCUAAUGUAAAGAGGGAUGUAACUAUAAAUGAUUAUUUCAUCGCAAAUGACGCUAAUAGCGAUGACCCUACAUUUACAUUGGAUUUAUCAAGUUUACAAGCUUUACUAGAUAAUAUGCAAACUAAGCAUGAAUCUGAAGCCACUGAAGGUACUACAAAUAUAUAUAUCAAACAAAAUAAUGAGACCACCCAUUCAUAUAUAUUUCCCCCUUCUUUUGUUUUGCUAGCAAUAUUUGGAUUUUUAGUUAUUGUAUUUAUAUCCUCGUAUUUUAAAUCAAUAGAAGAAGAAGAAUAUGAACAAGAUGACGAUUAUGACUAUGAUGAUGACGAAGAAGAAGAAGAUGCAGAAUUAAUGAGAAAUACUCGUGCCAAUAAAUACUUGCGUCUAAUUAAAAUGCAAAGAAAAUAUUGUCCUAAUGAAGACGGAUUCCUAUUGAAUGGAGAUUUCAACCAUCCAAGUAUAUUAAGAAUGACUGAUCCAAAAUUAAGAGAUAAAAGAUUUAAGAAAUUGUCGGUAUUUGAAAAGCAACUGUAUAAUCAUUGUACUGAAUUCCAAUCGAAAUUUGGUCCAAGUUUAAAAGAAUUUGGUUCUACUUUGUCAUAUGCAGAUCUGAUAAAAAUUAGAGAUCGUGGUCUAGAGAGUUAUUUUUUUCUACCCAGCGUUAAUGAUAAUAUUGAUGAAAUGGGAAAUUUUAACCCAAGUUUUCUCAUUAAUGACAAAUUAAAUGUAUCAUUCACAAAAUAUAACAGAUCAUCUUCUACCAUUUUGAAUUACCCUGUACCCUUUAAUAAUAAAAAGGUUGUUUAUUUCGAAGUCAAAAUUUAUAAGUUCCCUAAAGAUUCGAACACAAUAUUUAGCAUUGGACUAAUGACAUCUCCAUAUCCUUAUUUCAUGAUUCCAGGGAGAGCAAACUAUUCAAUUGGUUAUGAAUCAACUGGUAAAUUAUUUAGAAAUAAUCCACUUGGCGACUCUAGUAAGAUCUUACCAGAGUUGCAAGAAGGUGAUACUGUAGGGUUUGGUUUCAAAUAUUCAACAGGUACUAUUUUUAUAACUCAUAAUGGUAAUAAAGUUCUAGAUGUGGCAGAAAAUAUUAAUUUGGACCUAUACAUCGGUAUUGGUGCAAUCAACACAACUUUAUUUUCCUCUGUAACAUCUAAUCAAUUCUCAGUUUCAAAAGAGAAAAAAAUUGAACUAGACAAUGAAAGUAGCAGUAGUGAGAGUCUAAUAGAUAGAAUACCGAUUAGUAAGAAUAAAAAAAAUCCAAGCUUUAUAUCGUCAUCCGAUGUGGUUCAAUUACAUCUAAAUAUUGGCCAACGUGGAUAUGUUUAUCCAAAGGCAAAUGCAAAAAAGUAUUCUUUCGGUAGUAAGCAUGGAGAAAUUGGUGCUCCACCAAAUUAUGAUGACGCUCUAACGGGACAUGAUAGACUAAUAAACGUUUGUGGGAGUAAUAGCAAUUAUUCUACACUACCAAGCACAGAUGCAAUCAGAAACAUUCCAUUGCCACCAAGAUAUUCAAUGGAAAAUUUCGAAUUAAAUACGCUAUCUUGUAUAGAUCAUGAUGAAAUUGAAAACGAUAAUGACACAACUACUAUUGUUGGACAGGAUUAUGAAGAUACACAUAACAAUGAUUCCGUAUCAAAUGACGUAUACAUAGGCUGUAGUUCUACUCAACCAUCCAUUGAUAAUGAUAUUGAUGAGGUAAAUGAAAAUAUUAUUAAUGAUUGUUCCUCGCAAGAGACUUGCAUUGACGAUACAAGAAAUGAAGAGCAGGAUUAUCAUAAAUUACGGCAUGGAAGUAACUUAUCAGAUGAAUACCUGCUAAACCAAUCUUCUGUAGAAAGUGUUAAUAUCAAUGGUUUAGAUGGCCCAAUUGAGGAGAGAAGUCUGCUGGAUUUACCAUCUGAUACUUUGUUACCCCAGUUAAUUAAUGAAGAAAUUGAAACUGAAACGAAAAAAAAGAAAAUCAAAAAAAGCAAGAAAUAA